Molecule: messenger RNA, 573 nt
Organism: Penicillium oxalicum
Lineage: Eukaryota; Fungi; Ascomycota; Eurotiomycetes; Eurotiales; Aspergillaceae
Exons: 1
Coding region: 1-573 (190 amino acids)
Source: RefSeq, a predicted model, not a curated record
AUGGACUCCGCGGAAUUUCAGGACGGUACUUGCCAUCCUCGAUGGGAGGUCCUUUUUUCCGCUACAGGCUUUUCCCCACCUGUUCCAGUGACUAUUAGCGAUCGAGCUAGCGAAAAAUGCAAUAUUCUGAACUCGGGUGGUGUCACAGUACUGAGACUAUCUCCCGAUAUGGUCGUGAAAUAUGGACCACAUGUUACCGUCACCGAAGCGCAGAGCAUGAUUUUUGUGGCAGAGCACACGAAAGCGAUCCCUAUUCCGAAGGUUUUCGCCUAUUGUACUUAUGGUCCACUCAACAGAGACAUCGAUGACUAUGGAAGCCUUUUUGACACCUACAUAUUUAUGAGUCUUGUUGAGGGUCAAACUCUCGACCUAGCUUGGGACUCAUACGGUAAACUGACGAAGGACCAUAUUGCGCAUAAGCUAAAGACAUAUAUGGAAGAGCUCCGUGAGAUCAGAAGCGAGCCGCCCUACAUUGGAUCUGUCAACAAUGGACCUGUCAGGGACCAGAUUUUUGACAACUUCCACAUUAAAGGUUCUCCCCCUUGCAUUGAAGCUAUAAGGAACAAUUUCUGA